Cyphomyrmex costatus is the source of this 1419-nucleotide messenger RNA. Its product is annotated as matrix metalloproteinase-2. Gene Ontology annotation, molecular function: metalloendopeptidase activity; zinc ion binding. Gene Ontology annotation, biological process: proteolysis; collagen catabolic process; extracellular matrix organization. The record is from RefSeq and is a predicted model, not a curated record. NCBI's taxonomy places the organism in Eukaryota, Metazoa, Arthropoda, Insecta, Hymenoptera, Formicidae. Gene Ontology annotation, cellular component: extracellular matrix. The transcript is spliced from 3 exons. Bases 1 to 1419 code for a protein of 472 amino acids.
AUGUCUCUCGCUUUCCUCGUCGCUUUCCUUUCCGUAACGAUAUCCGCGUCGACGCCGACGAUACAAAAUUUAGUAAACGUCGAGGUGAUAGAAUAUCUACAGAAAUAUGGUUACCUGAACGAGGUGGACGUAACCACUCACACGUCGAUCGAAGAUGAACAAAUUAAACAGGCUAUCGCAUUAUUCCAAGAAUACUAUCAAAUACCAGAUAACGGUGCGUUGAACGAUAAUACAUUACAUCAAAUGCGACAACCGCGAUGCGGGUUACCGGAUAUGUCACACCAGGAACAAAAUAGUGUUGUAGCGAAAUGGAGAAAAACGCAUCUUACGUGGAACUUCCACUUGGCAGACGCAGAUACAUUGAAAACUACGGCACACGCAUGGCUUCUUCACAUUUUAAUAUCGUACCGCGAAGGAUUUCAUACAUACGUCGAUAGCAGACGCAAUGAGAUCUGUUCCGGUUUGUUCGACGGACCUGGUGGAGUACUCGGACACGCGUUUGCACCUACGAACGAUCUCGUGCAAACCACAGAGAUACACAUAGACGGAUCGGAACAUUGGCAUAUAUAUUUAAACGAAAAUGUACCAGACAACAAAGUGCAUUUGCUUUACACGUUAACGCACGAGAUCGGACAUUCAUUGGGAAUGUCGCACAGUACAUAUAGAGAUUCCAUAAUGUUUCUUUACGUCACCAAUAAUACCGUUAAACUCAGCCUAGAGGACAGUUUAGCUAUUCAACGUCUGUACGGAAUAAAAAAACCUAAUGUAGUGCCGAGUACACGAUCACCACCUGUAACAACUAACACAACGAAAACAACAUCAAACAAAAGAGAUCUGUGCGAUCUACAGUAUAAAGGACCAAUCGCGCUAAACGAUUAUCUUCCGGCGAAUGUUUCCAUAAACGCUGCGUAUCAACGACCAUCUGGAGAAAUUGUAAUAUUCGCGAAUAAUCAAAUUUACAUGAUAGACUAUCCGAGUUUACGAUUGAAGGACGGUUGGCCGAAACGACCAUUCGACUUAAAGUUACCCACGAACAUGCACGUUAACGCAGCAUUGGUCACCAAUAGAGGACAAACGUACGUGAUCUUUAAUGACGAUAGCGUAGCGUUACUGAACGAAUGCGAUAUGACCGUUAACGGAUAUCACACGUUACAGUCGAUAUUUCCAGGAAUACCGCCAUCUCCUACUCUAGCCUUCCGAUAUAUCGACGGUUCUCUUUAUUUCCUACAUAAACGUCAAUAUUACAAAUUUAACGAAUUCACCAGAACGGUAACGAAUGCUGAUAAAUUCGACAUGAACAUACUGAACGUUAAUUGUCCCACAGACGGAUUACUCAAGCAAUUGCAGGAUCUUCUUACUCGACUGCUCCAAUCAAGUAAUUCACUCACAAGCACCGCGUUGAAUACAGAGGACGAUUAA